Molecule: messenger RNA, 3183 nt
Organism: Canis lupus familiaris (dog)
Lineage: Eukaryota; Metazoa; Chordata; Mammalia; Carnivora; Canidae
Gene: HSPA12B
Product: heat shock protein family A (Hsp70) member 12B
Exons: 14
Coding region: 132-2225 (697 amino acids)
Source: RefSeq, a predicted model, not a curated record
AGGCACCGGCCGGCGCACGUCGAGGGCUGCGGCCGCCGCGGCGGGGCACGGCCACGGCCUGCGGGCCCGGGAUCCAGGCGGCGGGACGGAGGUCGAGCUGUCGGGAGCGCGGAGUCACAGGGCCUGCAGAGAUGCUAGCUGUCCCGGACGUGGGCCUGCAGGGGCUCUACAUCGGCUCUAGCCCUGAGCGGUCCCCUGUGCCCAGCCCGCCGGGCUCCCCAAGGACCCAGGAAAGCUGUGGCAUCGCUCCACUCACACCCUCGCAGUCUCCAAAGAGUCAGCCUCAGGUGACCUUGGACUAUAGAGGUAACAAGUCUACUAAGAAGCCCGAGGCCCGAGCCCCCCAGCAUGCUCCUUUCUCCGUGGUGGUGGCCAUCGACUUUGGCACCACCUCCAGUGGCUAUGCCUUCAGCUUUGCCAGUGAUCCUGAAGCCAUCCACAUGAUGAGGAAAUGGGAGGGCGGGGACCCAGGAGUGGCCCACCAGAAGACCCCCACCUGCCUGCUUUUGACCCCGGAGGGCGCCUUUCACAGUUUUGGCUACACAGCCCGCGAUUACUACCACGAUCUGGACCCUGAGGAGGCGCGAGACUGGCUCUACUUCGAGAAGUUCAAGAUGAAGAUCCACAGUGCCACUGAUCUCACCUUGAAGACCCAGCUAGAGGCUGUAAAUGGAAAGAAAAUGCCAGCUCUGGAGGUGUUCGCCCAUGCCCUGCGCUUCUUCAAGGAGCAUGCCCUUCAGGAGCUGAGGGAGCAGUGUCCAUCGCUGCCAGAGAAGGACACUGUGCGCUGGGUGCUGACAGUGCCUGCCAUCUGGAAACAGCCUGCCAAGCAGUUCAUGCGUGAGGCUGCCUACCUGGCUGGCCUGGUGUCCAGGGAGGAUGCAGAGCAACUACUCAUCGCCCUGGAGCCAGAGGCUGCCUCUGUCUACUGCCGCAAGCUGCGUCUACACCAGCUCUUGGACCUAAGCAGCCGGGCUCCAGGCAGUGGACGCCUGGGUGAGCGUCGCUCCAUCGAUUCCAGCUUCCGGCAGGCCCGCGAGCAGCUGCGCAAGUCCCGCCACAGCCGUACAUUCCUGGUGGAGUCUGGUGUUGGAGAGCUGUGGGCAGAGAUGCAAGCAGGAGACCGCUACGUGGUGGCAGACUGCGGAGGAGGCACGGUGGACCUGACGGUGCACCAGCUGGAGCAGCCACAUGGCACCCUCAAGGAACUCUACAAGGCAUCCGGCGGCCCCUAUGGCGCGGUGGGCGUGGACCUGGCCUUUGAGCAGCUGCUGGGCCGCAUCUUCGGCGAGGAUUUCAUCACCACCUUCAAAAGGCAACGGCCGGCAGCCUGGGUGGAUCUGACCAUCGCCUUCGAGGCCCGCAAACGCACGGCAGGCCCGCACCGUGCAGGGGCGCUCAACAUCUCCCUGCCUUUCUCCUUCAUCGACUUCUACCGCAAGCAGCGAGGGCACAACGUGGAGACAGCCCUGCGCCGCAGCAGCGUGAACUUCGUGAAGUGGUCCUCACAGGGGAUGCUCAGGAUGUCUUGCGAGGCCAUGAACGAGCUCUUUCAGCCCACCGUCAGUGGGAUCAUCCAGCACAUAGAGGCGCUGCUGGCGCGGCCCGAGGUGCAGGGCGUGAAGCUGCUGUUCCUGGUGGGCGGCUUUGCCGAGUCGGCCGUGCUGCAGCACGCGGUGCAGACGGCACUGGGCGCCCGCGGCCUGCGCGUGGUGGUCCCGCACGACGUGGGUCUCACCAUCCUCAAGGGCGCCGUGCUGUUCGGGCAGGCGCCGGGCGUGGUGCGCGUGCGCCGCUCGCCGCUCACCUACGGCGUGGGCGUGCUCAACCGCUUCGUGGCCGGGCGCCACCCGCCCGAGAAACUGCUGGUCCGCGACGGCCGCCGCUGGUGCACCGACGUCUUCGAGCGCUUCGUGGCCGCCGAGCAGUCGGUGGCCCUGGGCGAGGAGGUGAGACGCAGCUACUGCCCAGCGCGGCCGGGCCAGCGGCGCGUGCUCAUCAACCUGUACUGCUGCGCCGCCGAGGACGCGCGCUUCAUCACCGACCCGGGCGUGCGCAAGUGCGGCGCGCUCAGCCUCGAGCUGGAGCCCUCCGAAGGCGCGGUCCCCGGCCGCCGCGAGAUCCGCGCCGCCAUGCAGUUCGGCGACACCGAGAUUAAGGUCACCGCCGUCGACGUCAGCACCAAUCGCUCCGUGCGCGCCGCCAUCGACUUCCUUUCCCACUGAGGGCGCGCGCGCGCGGGGCGCGGUGCCAAGCCCCACCCUGUGCUGGGCCCCGCCCUCUUGCGGUCCCGGGUCUGGGGCGCCGGCUCGCGUGGACAAAGCUGCUGGUUCUGAAGUCAGCGCCUCUUCCCCCUCCCUUUUGCCCGGGAAGAUGAGGUCGCAGGAUGGGUGGGGACAGACUCUAGCUUUGGAAUUGGGCCCGGGUCCGCUGACUGGAAGGCUGAAAAGCUCUGCCAAGGGCUGAGGUCAAGGACUGGGAAAAGGUUUGUAGGACGGUGUGCUCACAGGGGGCACGUGACCUCGAAGGCAGCAUGCACCAGAAGACCAAACCACGGUUUGAACUGGGUGGGUGGAGGGGUGGGAGGUGGAGGUAGCUGGGAGAGGCCGGCCAGGGCGGCUGCAGGAGGACGGGGGAUGUGCAGAGUUUGGGCCUGAAGGGCCCAGCACAUGGACUGAUGGGCUUAGCCAGCACAGGGCGCUGGACAGAGAAACGCUACGGUGUAGAUAAAUGGCUGGAGGCUGGCACAAGCGGCACAGGGGUAUGGGACCUUCCCGGGUGUGGUACUGGCCAUCCAAGUAUGACUGCUAAUCUUUAAAGUGCCUCAAUUAACAGGAUAAUGAGAAGGAUACGGGAUGAAGGCACUUAUGAGAAGAUGUGGGGGAAGCCGGCUGGGGGGCCUUCAAUCAGGGCAAAUGACUCAUCUGAGAAGGCCCCAAGGGCAGCCUAUGAAUGACCCUCUUGCACCCUCUCCCAGCCACCGACAGUAGGAGGUUGGAGGACUGUAGGGAGACUGGAGAACUAAGGGCUGAUCCUGGCUCUGCCGUCAACUCAGUGUGCCAUUGGGACAUUACCUCCCCACCCAUGACGUGCAGCUGCCCACCUGCCUGAGAACCCUAAGGCGACAAUAAAGCAUUUAUGCUUCAGGUGGGGUAUAGCCUGCUGAUACCUCACAAGAAAGGA